CCCAAGCCGCACACUUCACAGGACGCAGAGAUGAACGCUAAGCUGGUGCUUCUGCUCAUCGCCGCCGUUGUGGCUCUCGCCUCUGCCGGCUACCGUGGGUACUCUGGCAGUUACGGUGGCCGCUCUGGUGGAUACGGCGGCUACGGCCGCCAAUACGGUGGCUACGGCGGAGGAUACGGUGGCUACGGUGGCGGAUACGGUGGCUACGGCGGUGGAUACGGUGGCGGCUAUGGUGGUUACAGCCGCGGCUAUGGUGGUUACAGCGGAGGCUAUAAUGGUUACAACCGCGGCUACGGCCACUGAAGACGGUGUCUGGGCGACUACGUCAGAUCGUUCUAAUCACGCAGCAAGGCAUACGGAUAUGCUUUUAGGAGCUACCGAUCCACCUAUUACUCCAACAGAAAGUGGCACAGUGAGCACCACCCCAGUCACGUUCAGACCCCUGUCUGAAUAGAGGUUUUUGCGUGAUGUGUUUUCUAUUUGUCCGUUGAUG
This is a messenger RNA of Pollicipes pollicipes, 493 nucleotides long. RefSeq names its product neuropeptide-like protein 31. The coding region runs from base 31 to 303 and encodes 90 amino acids. Lineage: Eukaryota; Metazoa; Arthropoda; Thecostraca; Pollicipedomorpha; Pollicipedidae. The transcript is spliced from 2 exons. The record is from RefSeq and is a predicted model, not a curated record.